AUGGAGCCCUUUGAUCUUGAUCUGUUGCAAGAGGGAGGCUGGAGUGAUGUUCUGUGGAGUUUGAAGCGCUAUGCUCCAGAUGGAUACAAAUUUGCUGUCAAGCGAACGCCUCAUGAAAUAAAAAGCGACGUUCUGAACUCCAGACGGGUUCAACAUGCUAUUCAAAAGGUAAUUAUGAUUUCUGUACUAAUUUUGCGCCAUAAGAAACCUUGCAGAUUAAGUAUAUAUUACAGUGUCACAGCUGUUUUACUUGGGGAAGGCCAGAAAACUGAUUGUUUUUCUGUAUACGUAGUCAUGAAACUUAGUCUCGGUUAUGGGUUUUGAUUAAAAAUUUUGAUUAAAUACUGUAUUCUGGACGUAUAGCUCACAAUUAUUAUCAACAAUGAGUGUAGAAAAGGGAGAGGAAAGAUUGCUCACUCAUCACAGGGGUGGGGUGGAGAAUUUAACCCGGUGAAACCCCGGAGAGUUUUUUAACGGGUUUAAACAAGACGCCAGAUCUUUGUAUCUCAACAAAUAAAUAAACUAUUGAAGGAAAUUUCAAAGUUUUAGUCUACAGUAGAAAACACCAAAGAGGUAAACAGCAUUCUCCCCAAAUGUUAGCUCAGCAGGUAAGGACCAUUCACGGCCAGUAAGGCAAAAAAUAUGUGCCAGAGGUGCACUUUCCUGGGGGGAGGUGGGCAGUGGAGUGAGGGACAUGGCGUCGACCUCGCUGUGAAAUUUAGGGGCUAAGUUCUCUGAAAUGUCAUUCCCUCAUUUUACGACUUAUUUACACAAAUUAGCCGUUAUCUUUAGACAGCUAUCUAAAAUGUUUGAUUCCAAUAACUUAUUUUACUCUGUCUUCAAUCACAGGAAAAAAUAACAGAUUCCCAGUUUUGGACAUUUGAUUCCAAUCCCAAUUUAACUUGGUUGGGAAUUCUGUCUCACUUUGCCAAAUUUGGGAUUUUUAUGGGUAUUCUUUAAAUACCCUAAAAUAUCCAAAAAUGGGAAUCCGUUAUUUUUUCCUGUGAAUGCUCUCUUUCCAAAAUGUGUGGCCCAUAAAGAGAAAAGCUGGGUAUACUUUAUUGCACUUCCAUAUAAAUUCAUUCAUUACGGUGAUCAGAUCGGAUCACAACUUCCGUAUUUUUUACAACAACUUAUUUAAUUUUAGUAAACCUUCAAGCCAUUGCAGACGGUAAUAAUUGAAGUGUUGCUUCGGACAUUAAAUGUUACUGGUUACCGCCUCAUAAGGAGAACACUGGUUAAAACAAAUUUUGAAAUGAAGUAUUAUAUAUAGUUUUUAGAGAUGGGUUUAGAUUAAAGAGAAAAGGAUGCCAUAUGACGAACAAACUUGAACAAUUUAGCCUAAUUCAGGAUCUGCCUAUUUUCAAAGAUGUUAUAGUAGUUGCAAAAAUAUAUCUAAACAAUAGCAGAUGUCUAUCCCCAUAACAGAAGAACAUAGGUUUGAUCCCACUUAUAAAAAAGCACUCAUUUACAAUGUUUAAGUUAGACUUACUAAUCAAACAUCCCUUUUGAUCCUUUAGCCAAUGUUUAGACCUGCUGCAACUUCACAACAAGACUAUAGUCUAUAGCUUAGUGUUAUUAAACUAAUCCUAAUCCUGGCGUUUGCAUAUGCGGAAAAAGUUGCCCAAGAGGUGACUGUCUUAUUAAUUCCUCCACUUUUUUUAAAAAUUCUAUUCCAGACUGCUGAAGACAGAAAUGACACUGUUGAAGCUAUCACCAAUGAAGUGAAAUCCAUUUUAGAAGAAAUGGGACAUAACUUCAAUCUUAGUAGCAUCCGGGUUAUGGCAUUCAUGCUGCGCAAAAUUCUGUGCACUCUUUUCCGUAGAGUGCUAAUCAACAGAGAAGGCCUGGAGAGGGUAAGUUAAUUCUCAUUGUAAUCAAACCAGGGGCAGAUUGCAGAAUUUAUGAUUGGGUGGAGAGGAGGUGGGGUGGAGGGGGGGGGGGGGGAUUUUGGUUCAGAAAGGACUGAAAAACCUUUUGUUCAAAUUAAAGGACUGAACAAAUUCAUUGGCAGGCCUUAAUUACUUGAAUUCCCACCCUUGGCACCCUUGGAACAUCCUCCUCUUGUGCCAAAUAACAAAGAUUGUACAGAUUUUACCAACAUCAUAGGAAUGUACCCAAAAUCAAUAAAUUACAUUUUGAAUAUCCGUGGAAUUUAGUUUACUGGCAAAAUGCAAUGCGUGUUUCAUUAAACUAAAAAUCAACCAGUUAAAAAGUCAUAUACAAUCCUGUCGAUGUAAGAAUUUCAGUCUCAAACAAGCAUCAGGUCUGAUAAGGGGGGGGGCCCAGACCCUCCCCCCUGGAUCUGCCACUGCAAACAAAUUGUUGAUCCACGAAAUGUCCAUUCCUCUUGGACCCACCAACUCCCCCAUCCCCCCUUUUUCCCUUGUUUGGAAGAUCAUAAAAAGACCUUACACCUGUAAGCAAAGAUGUCACCUGGCAGAGGACUUAGGCUUUGCUUUUGCGCCCUAUUUUUGGUGCAGACUGUCUCAAUAAGAGUAUAAAGAAACUUAGCAACUCAAAUUUGGUAGCCUUAAGGUAUAUUAAAAAGGGAGAAGGCCACACUUCCUUCUGACACAUGAGGGUCAAAAAUGUCUUUGAUUAAGCUCCCCAUUUACACGUAAAGUGCUAAGGGAGAGGAGUUCUUAAUGCCCAAACUUCGUAAAGGGAAGAUGUAACAAAAAAAUGUUAAUAAUGUUGUGUCGAAUGGAAUCCUCAUGUUCUGUAUAAACUGUCCUAAUUAUGCAGAUAUCAUUUUUCUAUGUUUGGCUUAUUAAAGUCGAAGAAAGGCAAAUACAAUAUUGUUAUUGAAAGUGAAGAAUGAUCAUCGCAGUAAAUUUUCCAAUUUAAGCAAUUGGAAAGAAGAAGCCUGAAAAAAAAAAUCAGGGCCUCAAUGGGAUUCGAACCCGUGACCUCCGUGUUGCCGGUGCGUUGCUCUACCAACUGAGCUAUGAAGCCACACAUUGGGAGCGAGGUCAAUUUAUUGAGUUCAUAUCUCCCGUGAGGAGUGAAAUGAUGUGAAGUAUAUGAAAUAAUUCAUUUUUGAACUGCGCUUGUAGAUGAAAGUGAAGAAUGAUCACCGCAGUAAAUUUUCCAAUUUAAGCAAUUGGAAAGAAGAAGCCCGAAAAAAAAAUUUUAAAAAAAUCUGAAAAAAAAAUCAGGGCCUCAACGGGAUUCGAACCCAUGACCUCCGCCUUGCCGGUGCGUUGCUCUACCAACUGAGCUAUGAAGCCAUAUAUAUUAUUGUAUUAUUUUGAAUACCUGUGUAAUUGAAUUGAGUAAAUCAGUAAAUAAAUGAAUAAAUAAAUUGUGAAAUAAAUUGUGUUAACCCAGCAUAUUAAAAUUAUAUUAUCUUCAGUUACGAGAUGCUGCCAAGAAGAACCCAGUUGUGUUUAUUCCAUCACACAGAAGCUACUUGGACUUUCUUCUGGUCUCUUUCAUCUGCUUUUCCACAGAUAUUCCACUGCCAUUUAUUGCAGCUGCUGCAGAUUUCAUGAACAUGAGGGUCGUUCGCACCCUUUUCAGAAACAGUGGGGCUUUUUUCAUGCGGCGCUCUUUUAUGUCAGAUCCCUUGUACUGGGUCGUGUUUACUGAGUACAUUCAGAAUCAGCUUCAGUUUGGUGAUCAGCCUCUUGAAUUCUUUUUAGAGGGUACACGGAGUAGAACAGGGAAGUUUCUUCCUCCCAGGCUUGGUAGGUGUUUGUUAAUGUCCUGCUAAUUUUGCUGCCCAUUUUUGUAUAGGAAUGGUGAAAAUCAAAAUAAAGGAAAAUGAAAAAAGUUGAAAAAUUACAAAAAUCACUUUUUAAAAUGCUACCAAUCAAGGACAUAUUAUGCAAAAGAGACUUUAUUUCAAUCAUGGUCACACCCAUUACAAUCUGUAGUCUGAUUGUUGUAUUAUGCAAACAAGUGCUGCAGAUGCCAACUUUAACUGGAAACUGGGGUGUGGACCACCAAAGAGCCUGUAAAUUUAAUUCGGUGAAAAAUGUCGUUCCCUAUAACUGAGAAAUAAAUAUGUUGUUUCAAAACAAAAUAAUAGUACAACUGAUCCAGGUCAGACUGCAUUUAUAUAUGUUACAAGCCAAAAUUAAAUUCAGGUUAAAAUUUUUUAAUAGCCAGGAGAUAAAGGAAAUUGUGAAUCAGCCUAGAAUAAAACAAAUCAAUGUGAAUAUAAUUUUGCCCUGUAACAUAUAAUAUAUUGUACUAUAAAUGUCAGUUUGUUAGAUCUGACAUGCCCUGGUUGUGUGAUGUGACCUGCACAUUUUGCGUAUUAUAAAUUUGCAGGGGUUCUUUCCAUGGUUGUUGACUUGUACACAACUGUGCGAGUACCAGAUGUUCUCAUUUGUCCAAUAAGCAUCAGUUAUGACCGGGUUCCAGAAGAAUCACUCUACGCAUAUGAGCUGUUGGGAAUACCCAAACCAAAGGAAUCUUUGAGAGUAAGAACUGACUGAUGACUAUAGUGCAGUACUGUAAAUUCUCUCUUAUUGGACGCAUCCUGCUUAAAAUAACCACUCUUUAAAAUAUUGACAAUUAUAGGUAAGCAGCGUGCAAAGAAAGUCAUGUCCUGGGGCUAGUGGAUUUUGCUAUUGGGCUAGUGAUUUUUGUUCUUAACUUGCCUGACGGGUAAGUGCUAUUUUUUUUGGGAAAUUCAAAUUACAGAAGGAUUGUACAUGUAAUCAAUCCUGCUAAUCAAAAAGGGUUUUGGGGCUACUUAAAAUGACUUGUGGGCUAUAGCUUUCCCAAAUGGCAGGCUUUAAAACUGACUUUCUUUGCACCCUGGUAAGUCCCUGCUUUCUUGCAUUCAUUUUUUAACUGUUUUUAAGCUGGACACCUUCCUUGACUAUAAGGCUUGGCAUUGGCCAACUUUUUUUUUUUUGUGUCUUUAUAGAUCAUGGCAAAGCCAAGGUCAAGCUAGUUUAGUUAUUCUGGUCAAAAUGUCAGCUCAGACAACAAAGAUAGUUAUGACGAGGUCAAUAACAGUGUGGAAAAAAAAUUCCAACAAUUUAACUUGAGCGAAAAAGCUCAAAACAGGAGAAUUCUUUUUUAUUGGGACAAAAGUAGGAAAACACCAGGUGUUAAGAUCUUCCGGUCAUUUUGUGACUAUCGUGCAUGUCCAGCAAUGAUGCAUCAUGACUUCAUGACAGAUCGCGUCAUGUAAAUUAGACCCACAACAGUCGUCUGACGCAUUGCAGAUGUCGUAAGUGAAAAUUGUGUGCAUGUGGAUGGUCAAAAGUCAUGACGUAUCCUAGUCAUGCACGAUUGUCAUGCGCAAAAAUCAUACCAUUUAAAUCGGCCUUUAGAAAGAGUUGAUAGCCAGGGAGGGACUCCCUUACACAAGCCAUAUACACCGUAGGCACGUGUAUGUGCUGCCCCAAAGGAUAUGGUUUUUUUUUGCUGUUCAGGUCUUAAAACAGGUAUAGACUUUCCCCAUUUUGGUCUGGAAUCGGGUAUGGUUCUUGAGGGAACUAUGAACAUAUUUGUCAUUUCAGUUCCAAAUGAAUAAGAAAAAAAGAGUAGUAAGUGGACUCAAACAGGAUUUAAAGAAAUCUUUUUGUUAAUGUUCUAAGCUAAGUAAUGAUGAUAUAAGUUCAGGUCUGAAAAUGGGUAUAUGUUUUGGAGGCCAGUUCUGAAAAUGGAUGUGAAAAAAUGACUCUUUGGGGUCUGAAAUAGGACCAGGAGAACCGAGUGGCAGACCUUAUGAAGAAUUCCCAGAAGUACCUCUCCCUCUGGGGUUGAGUGUUGUGUGUCCCAAGGGUCAAUUUUCUCAUAACAGUUAUGAUACAUGACGAUAGGUAAUGUGAAGUAAUAAAAUAAUCCUCCAAGAAAUUCUCUCAACUAAUUCUUAACGUACGCAUGGAGAUUGGUCAGGAGAAUUUAUAUGUAGAUAUUAGGCCUUGAAGGGCUAAAUUGACCCAGCAAAUUGACCAAGAGAACAACUGAAGGUACAGUUAUUCUAAUCUGAAAUAUGCUAGUAAAGCAAAGAAGAUAAUUUUGUUCUUAGUUAUAAGUAAUGGGCUUCUUUAACUUUUUUUCAAGGGUUUGAUUAAAAGCAGAUCAGUCCUGUCAGAAGAUUAUGGAAGUAUUCACAUCCACAUCGGAGAACUUCUACCAAUGAGUAGAUAUAUCCAAGGAAAGCUUAACAGAGUAGACAAUGCUUGCAUACCAAGGUAAAAAUGUUAAAAAGAAGGCCAUGAUAAUUUUUUGAGAAAAAAGAUUUUCAGAAGUUGCUGAAAAAUAAAAAUAAUAGUGAAGUUUUCCAGAUUUGUUUCCCUUUAAUUGCCCUUGAUUCAGUUUCACAUUCAAUAAUGAAGGAGAAAAAUUGAGUGCAGUGAUAAAGUUUACUUAGAACAAAGAAAAAUGGUAAAAAGUAAGCAAGACUAAAACUAUUUAAUUUAGAACUGAUCGAUGCCACCCACCCAUUUCUAGUAGAAUAUGAUUGUAUUUGUGACUGUCACAGAAAUGAUGGUGAUGAAUAAUUAUCUUAUAUUCUUCUUCAAAUUAAUUUUUGUUCUUUUUGUUCCUUUUUGCUUCUUUCCAGGCACCUUUUCCACUUUCUAUCUGAUGAAGAAAAGAAGGUUGUCAAGUCUCUGGGGUAUAAAAUUCUCUCAGACCUUCAAUUAGGAAUGAUUUGCCCUUCCAGCGUCUUAGUGGCUACUGUUAUGCUUCAGAACUUGAAUGGAAUUCCUUAUGGUACAUUUUCUUCUUUUAAUUUUCUUAAUUCAUGAGUGAAAGAGCCACCAUUGCAAUAACAAACAGCGUUAAUCAGUCAGUCACCCAGUUAGUUGGUGAGUCUGUUAGACAGUUUGUCUGUCAGACAGGGAAUCUGUACAACAGCCAGUCAGUCAGUCAGUUUUGCAACUAGUGAUAUAUAUUUUUUUAACUAAUUGGCUACAUCACCAUGAAUACAGUGUUUUUGAGAAGAAAAGGUUGCACUUGCUCUUUCAUGUGCAUUUAUCUCACUUUCAUUAUUUUUUUCUCGGUAAAAGCUAAAAACUUCUCAGGCCCGACCAUACUAUUUUACUUAUUACCUGAUUAAUUAUCUUACCCAACUACAUGUAUAAUUAUUACGAUCUUUUUAUACAGUCUUAUAUGGUUUGGUUAGUCUUAAUACAGGAUAAGACUCAGCCAGAGAAAGUUGAUUCAAACUUUGUUGCAUUGUUUAGUCUUGUUUGUCUCUUAUUUUGUCCAUUUGAACUAUGGUAUCAUUUGUUGUUAUAGAUAAAUUGGUGGAAGAUUUCACCUGGUUGAAGGAACUGUGUCGCAUGUGGGAUAUUCCUAUAAAAUCUGCAGGUUUGACAAUGCACUGCAUUGACUAUAUCGAUCAUAAUAAUUAUACAGAACCUAGCUUAGGUCGAUCUCAAAAAUAGAAGAACAGUGCCCCUUUCCCCUUUAAUACUGACUAUUUGGAGAACAUUCGGUUGUACACUUGAUGGCGUGCUCGUCUUACUGGAGGAAGCAUGGAAUCAUGAUGCUAAGCCUUAAACAAGCCUGCUUCACAGGUGUAAUCUAGCCCUGGCUAGUAACAUCUGCGAGGUAGCGCCAAGAUCCUAGUUCUGUACCCCCAACAGACUCAAUGAAGUGGGCUUCGAAUUUCCUCUCAACCUGGUUGGCAAUUUGAUAAUACGUUGUAGCUUUUUUAACGGGACAGUCAUGGUGCAUACCCAAAUCCUGGUGGGCCCCCAGAACAAGGUUUUUGGCACUGGCUCACAGACGGACUUAACCAGAGGUUUUAUUGUUUCGUCUGUGGUGCAGGCUACAAUCCUCGUCACAUUAAGUUGGGACAGCCCAUGCUGGUACCCUCAAUUCGGGUUUUUUGUCCUGGAGGGCAGGAGCACAAUUUUUUGACAGAAUACUCGCAAAACCAACAUUGAAGGGGGCGGAAAAGCUGACCCAACUAAUGUGACGGGUAUAGUAGCCUGCACCACAGACGAAACAAUAAAACCCCUGGUUAAGUCCGUCUGUUAACUAGACUUUGCCUGAAACGAACAAGAAGUUGAUGAGGAAAGCCUCAGGCAUAGUGGGCGUAGUGGUAAGGGAUUAACUACCACUGAACAGGAAAUUCUUUUGCGGAUUACUGAAAAUCGCCAAAUAUUUUUUUAAGCAGUGGUUGUAAAAACUUUCUUUGUAAUUCUGUUAUGUGAAUCUCAGUGUGGUUUUUUUUUUUUUCUUUUCGAUGCCAGGUGACUCCAAUAACGUAGUUCUGGUGGAUGAAAGUAUUGAUUUCUUAAAAUCAUCCUUGGAAAAAACUGAAAGUGGUUUUGUAAGAAUCAAAGAAUGCCAGACAAUAGGGGAUAAAGAAAGAACCGUUCCCGGAACUGCUGCAACCAACAGCCCCGCAAGAAACAUCAAAGACGAAGCUGCUUUACACAUGCUCCUGGCAUGCAAGAGAAAUGUGCUGCUGUUUCAUUUCUUCAGAACUGGAAUGUUUUCCUUGGCUGCGCAAAGGCAGUCCGCCUCGGAAAAACACUUGGGUGAGUAAGGCGCGUUGAAAAAUUCGUUUUAGGGAAGUAGUGAGAAGUCGUUACGUCUCGUUGCCAUGGUAGCAAAAUGACUGGAUCUCAAAUAACCAUGGUCCCGCAAAUAUGGCAAAAAAGAAGACUAGUAUAACCUUCUGUGCGUGACUGCACUCAGGAACAAAAUGGCAGCCCAUACUUCUCAUCGUUUGACAAUGCAAAUGGCGUUUGAGAUCAAAAGUGCAAAUGGCCGUCACACUUUCAUCUCUAAUUAGAUUGUUGAGAUGCAGAAUCACCAUAAUCGUUCAUUUACAGUAGAUGGUUUAAACCUGGUAACGGUGGAGGUGACAUCGUGUGGGUGAGUGUAAUGCUGAAUAGGACAUUUUUGACCUCUCGUUUCAACAAUCAAAGCGGGUCUCAACGUUUUUAUUUACGGCAAAUGGAAAACUGAGCUGUGAUGGAGAACUGUGCUAUCAACCAUAAUAUUUCAUCUUAAAAAAGAGCAUACGAUUAAUAACUUGGUCCUUUCCUUUUUCUCCCUAUUGAGAUAAUUUUUUUUAUCGACACUGUGGCAGAUGGCCAAGUAAUUCCCCCAUCGGUGGUUGGUCAUUUUUGGGACCAUUGAACACAAACGAUCUUGUCCUUUCCUUUUUUGGAGGCAAGUGCUUUUAUCGCGUGUAGAGGAUUACAAUGCAUCAGAAAGCCAUACUGACUUAUCUGGAAUAACUGUAAUUUUUUUGGUUUUAUUUUAGUUCAACUAUUUGCCGACUUUCAGUUUCUGGCAAAACUUUUGGUAAAAGAAGUCCCUCAAGUUACUGAAAGAACCAAUGAGGUAAUUCUAUGCUUUCACAUUCGUGUCACCUCUCUUUGUGCAGGGUGCCUCAUGUGGUCUAUCUUUAUAUGUAUAUAUUUAUUUAUAGUAAACUGGUUCAAGACUUCAGAGGUAGUGCAUCGUUUUAAGAAUUUAUGUAUUUAUGUAUGUAUUUCAUUUAUUUAUUUAUUCAUUCGCUCGUUAAUCAUCUUUCUUGGUCUCAGUAGCUUGUUCUUCCGGCAGCAGUGUCGACUUUCGAUUGUGGUAAAAUCGAGGAAAACUCCGCUUGUUGUUUUGAAAACGUUCCUUAAAAAAGCUAAAUCGGAGUUACUUUGGCAACUUCCCCAUUUUCUACCUUUCCCUUGUUCUCCUCCAGUUCCUAUGCUGUGUGUUUCUAUUUUACUCGUUUUUUUUAUUAUUUUUUUCAUUUUAUGUUUUUCCUUGCUCGACAUUUUUUCGGCCCACAGUGUAACCGCAACAGCAAAGAUCGGACCAUUUUAGGUUCCUGGGAACCGGCCCACCUACCCCUCCCCUAAGCCAACAUUAAGACUUAAUUAUCGCUUUGGGCAAAAUGUUGGCUUAGGGGAGGGGUGGGUGGGCAGUUUCCCCAGAAACUUUAAUUACGGAAUGCCAGUAAUGUUAGCCCCUUAAGUAAAGUGUACUUUGUCUACACGAGAAGGAUGUAUUGUUUAAAUAAUAAUUUUUAUUUCUUGCAGACUUUUGAAUACUUCCGAGAGACAACUCAGUUACUCGAGCAGCAUGGCUCCGUCAACGUUAAAAACGGAAGGGUAGUGCUACUCCAGGAAAAAGAUGUCAGCUUUAGUGCAAACAUGUGGAAACCUAUUCUAACGGCCUACUGGGUAAGACUAGUUCGACUUUUUUCUUCAAAUAACAAUUUUUUUUUGUUAGGUCUCGUCUAUAUUAGAUUGAAAACAAGCUUAAAAAAUUGUCUCAAAGUCCAUUUUUUAACUAGAACAAGCAUAUGCAUUAUGUAUAUGUGUAGUUCCAUGUUGUCACUGAUCAUGCUUUUUUUAUUCUGAGUGACGUAGUGUUACAGUGAACAGAGAUGGAGACCACACCAUGCGUGAAGUGGUCGCUUACAAAGAGGAACUCACAUAUUAGAUUGAAAACAAGUUAAAAAAAAUUGUCUCAAAGUCCAUUUUUUACUAGAAAAAGCAUAUGCAUUACGUAUAUGUGUAGUUCCAUGCUGUCACUGAUCAUUCUUUAUUUAUCCUGGGUGGCGUAGUGUUACAGUGAACAGAGACAGAGACCACACCAUGCGUGAAGUGGUCGCUUACAAGAGGUUUAAAAACACUAGAAAACUAAAAAACCAUCAGGCCAAAAAGUGGUCGCCGUCGCUUAUGAGAGGUGGCCGUGUUCGUUUACGAGAGGUUUAAUUAUAGGGCUUUUACUGGGAAAUUUUUAGUAUGUUUGAUCGCUGGUCGCCUGUGGGAGGUGGUCGCACAUAGAAUUUCAAAGGUCUGGAAGUUAAUGGUAAAUGUUUCCGAGAAAGCUGUUCCAGCGAUACCCUGCGAGCAGUGGUUUCUCCAGGCCGGACGCUACGGUAGCGUCCGGCCUGGAGAAACCACUGCUCGCAGGGUAUUCCAGCGACAACCUAAAGUUGAUCGUUGGAUGGUUCCUUUUCUUUCUUUCUUCCUUUCUUUUAUUUUCUUUUGACGUUUGAUGAAGACUUGCGGAGCCCCAUCAAAAAGCGACAGCAUCUCUAAAGAGAAAAGCCGUGCUAAAUUUGAUGGAAAUUCGAAACGACUGUUGCCUGUUGCGGAUGGGCCCUUUUUUGCUUAGGUUAAGGCGUAAAAAUAUAUCCCGGAGUUUGUAUUUUCAUUGAAAUACUCGCUGCAUUACGUUACAGUGGUUUUACGGGGCUCUCUAAAUUUCUUACUUUAGAUCACUUGUCACUUUUUUGUCAAUUGCCCGGAUGGGAACCACGAGAGACCGCUGACUGAGAUUAUAAAGCAAGUUCAGGACAAAGCAGCCGAGCUCGUACUCACAGGUAGGAAAAAGAACGUUUCAAUACCCGCAUCUCAGGAUGACCCACAGGAAAACUCUCUUGACCAUAAUUAUGCAACUUAGGGCCUGUUUACAUAGAGGUGGGGGACUCCAGGUAGGUAAGGUAACCCGCUUAGGUGAGUUAUCCCGCCUGUCUACAUGUAUAUAAUCCUUCAUUUUAAUUUGGUCAUGUUUACAUGAUAAGUGGGGUGACCCGCUGCGGGUUACCUCAACCUGGGGUACCCCACCUUUAUGUAAAACAGGCCCUUAGGCCCUAACAUCUUUUGGCCCUCUGUUGACAGUAUGUGUUGAUACAGACAAUGUGUGUACAUUUCUCUUUAGGAGACGUAAAAUUCUACGAAGUUCUCUCACUUGACCUGCUGAAGAAUUCCCUUAUGGCCUUGGCUGAUUUGGGUGUAAUCAAGGCUAGCAAAAGGUGACUCUAUUCGGUACUGCUAUACUUGUGUUUAAUCGUCGUGGCAAAAAGAAAUACAGCAAAACUCCGCGAGUAAACCUGUUAGGCUAAAACUGCCUGUUAAGACCCCUCUAUACAAAAACCUGUUAAGCCUACAAUUUGAAACAGGUUCUUAUUUUCUGAAAUGUAUUUUUAAAAAAUCUGUACACUUGGGCAAAUAAAUAAGUCAACAAUCAGGAUCCUCUUUGGAGACAUACCGUAUUUAUUCGAAUAAGCGCCCAACCUCGAAUUAGCGCCCACCUCGAAUAAGCGCCCAUCCUUGAGUGAAUAAAUUUUAAUGAGAGACUUCCCCGAGGACGGAGUUUUCUUCACAUUUAUUGUUUUGUUGCAAAAUAAACAUACUUCACUUGCUGAAAAUGGUGAAAAUUUAAUAAGCGCCCAGCCUCGAAUAAGCGCCCACCUCGAAUAAGCGCCCACUCUCAAGGUCCAAAAAUUUAAUAAGCGCCCAGGGCGGUUAAUCGAAUAAAUACGGUAGGUGCCUUAUGACUCCAACUGCAAUGUGAUCGUAUGCAGAAUUUAUUUGCUACAUUUUACUGGCCUUCUUUUUCGUAAAAAAAAUAUAUAUAUGAAGGUGAUGAUAACUAGUAGUAAUUCCGUCAAACUAUUCUUGCUUCCUUCCUGACAAAUUUAGCUGAUCUUUGUGUACACUUUUUCUCAUUAGCAUUCACAGCACGCAAUAGACCACUUCCGAUGUAUUAAAAUUCAUACUUGGUUCCGAGGCUUGGGGGAAUAAAACCAAAAAAAAAAUCAUCUGAGGUUCAGCAAUGAAUAAUACAGUUCUUUUGUUUUAUUCCCCUAAGCCUCGGAGACAUGUAUGAAUUUUUAUAUAUCGAACAUGAUCUAUUACGUCACACUGAAAGGUUUAGUCCGAUAUAGCAAAUAUUCGGUGAGAUAAUUGACUGUAUAUGGAUGGUGCCUUUGUAAACUUGUAGCGGGCACAGAAACGACUGAUUUUCGUUCAAACGUUUAAUUAAUUAAACACUUGUAUUUUGGUAUGUUGCAGUGCCGAUAAUGGCAUUUUGAUCUCAGUGCCAAGUAGCGCGAAGGUUGCGGAAACAUGUCAGAAGAUUGGUAAACUACGCUUUUUUUUUUAUUUGUGGUGUAUAAGAUUGUUUGCGAGUCUGCUACCUUGAUUUCUGCACAGAUUCAAAUGUAUUACCUAGUAGCUUUCAUAUUAACAGAGUUACGCUGACUUAUCGACCCAAUAAGCCGUUUGCGAGUUCCAAAAACCCUCACUUUCAAAACGAGGCUUUGUGCUAAACCAUUUUUGGGAUAAUGAGUUUCAUUUGCAUGUAACAAAAAUCAUUUUUAUGUUGCACGUAGCCUCGCUUUGAAACAGAGACUUAAAGUACCUUUCAAAAUGGCCAAUUUAUUAGCUCCUACUGGGAUUUUUGAGUCAACUGAUUUUGAUAAAAUACAUGUAGGGCGUAGCUGGCCUCGCGAUCCAGAUAUAAACAAUAUUUUAAAUGAAAUUGGGUGAUUUAUGGAUUGUAAUUAGCCUAAAACUGUUAGUCAUGCAUGGAAUAUUCUAAAAAUACUUAACCAUGGAUCCCUUUAAAUCUGCGAAGAACCAGGCCUUAAUCUAUAUGAUCGCGACUGAAGGAAAACUUGCUCGUAUAAACGCGGCUUUUUUAAAAAUAAACAGUACUGUAGUACUUCUUCUUACAAGGUUUCUCCGAACCAGCGUAAGUAGGGUUUUCAUUCUUAAAAAAAUAAUAAUAAUAAUAAAAACAUAAGAAGGCGUAGCCUAACUUUUCUUUGCUGUCAUGUUUUGUAUUGGUUUCGAUUUAGUUUAUCUUGUUUUUUCUGCAGGUGAAUUUCUGGACUUGCCUUCCACAACUGCAGUGUUUCCUGCGCCCCUUUCAAAGCUGUAAAUUAGAACACAGAGCACAAAUCGUUGUUACCUUGAAAAAAACAUGGAUUGAUAUCGUAACAUCAUUGCCGUGCCAUGGGAAGUCUGCAUUCAAAAAUGGAUUAUGGAUUAUCCUCACGAUUGACAGAAGGGUUCUUGUGACUGCUAUAUGUUUAUGCUGCUGUUUAUGGGGGAACGAAGAAGGACAUCACCUUUUUAGAAGACUGAUCAAAAUAAUAAGUGAAAAAGCAGGGAAUGUAAAAGGAUAAAGAACUAAAACAAGUAUAUUUCAGUAUUUCAUAUCUCAUACCUAAUGGAAAGUCUUAAUUUAACUAAAAUUUAUUAAUUAAUGCAGUGAAACCCCGCGAUUUUAGGUGGAAGAAUGUGUAUCUUACACUGAAUUAAUCAACCUAGUAAAUAGUCAUGAGCGCAACUAAUUUAUCAGAAAUUCAC
Molecule: messenger RNA, 14048 nt
Organism: Porites lobata
Lineage: Eukaryota; Metazoa; Cnidaria; Anthozoa; Scleractinia; Poritidae
Source: the annotation of a GenBank genome assembly